GGAAUUCUUAUCUCGGACUCCCGAACGGCACCACCAGCAUCGCUUCAUCACCUCGUUCUUUCCCUCAUCUCUAGUGCUUUGACCCAUAAUGCCUGGCCGUCUUGAACACAAAGUCGCUCUCAUCACCGGUGCCGGAUCAGGCAUCGGGCUGGAAUCAGCUAUUCUUUUCGCCCAAGAAGGUGCCAGUGUUCUCAUGACGGACAUCAAUCUCAAAGCCGCCGAGAAAGGUGCUGCAUUGAUCGCGACCAAGAUUCCCAACGCCAAGGUUGUAACACUCAGAACCGAUGUUGGCAAGGAGGAGGACAUUAAAGCUGCCGUCGACAAGGCUGUGAAGGAGUUUGGUCGUCUGGAUGUGAUGUUCAACAAUGCUGGAAUCAUGCAUCCGGCUGAUGAUAAUGCCUUGAAUACGGAAGAGAGAAUAUGGGACUUGACGAUGCAAAUUAACCUUAAGGGCGUCUGGUGGGGAUGCAAAUACGCCAUUCUAGCCAUGCGCGAGAACCCAACAGAUGCGUCCAAAGGCCUACACACAGGAGGCAGUAUCAUCAAUACGGCAAGUUUUGUCGCACUAAUGGGGGCUGCAACUCCGCAAUUAGCAUACACGGCAUCUAAGGGCGGUGUUUUGGCCAUGACCAGGGAACUGGCCAUGGUUCAUGCUCGUGAAGGUAUCCGAGUGAAUUCCAUUUGCCCAGGACCUCUCAAAACCCCCCUGCUUAUGGACUUCCUCAAUACCGCAGAAAAGCGGGAUCGUCGCAUGGUGCAUCUUCCUAUGGGUCGGUUCGGAGAGGCCAUUGAGGUUGCAAAAGGAGCGCUGUUCCUGGCCAGCGAUGACAGCAGUUAUAUGACGGGAACGGAUUUCAAGGUCGACGGAGGCUUGACCUCUGCAUACGUGACACCUCUAGGAGAGCAGAUUCUGCCACCCCCAACAAGCCUGACAAAGUAAGCUGAGGACCGGUGACAUGUUUGCCGGUGUAAUAGCGAGAGCGUUAGACAAAGUGAUGAGUCACUAUGAACUGUAACAAACAUGCCGAAAUAAGUAGAUCCAGAUUCAAGAGAAAGAAAUCCUGUUAGUGGUACAGACCCACAACUUGGUCACUUAUUUUGGCUACUCUUGGCUGUUGCACGCUUCUUGGCAGCUUCCUCCUUCCUAAUC
Messenger RNA from Guyanagaster necrorhizus, 1150 nucleotides. Its product is annotated as short-chain dehydrogenase. Bases 89 to 940 code for a protein of 283 amino acids. The transcript is spliced from 11 exons. The record is from RefSeq and is a predicted model, not a curated record. NCBI's taxonomy places the organism in Eukaryota, Fungi, Basidiomycota, Agaricomycetes, Agaricales, Physalacriaceae.